CCAGGUGAAACCACUUACGUGACAUGGACUUGGUAGGUGUGUCGCCGGACAACACUGUGUUCUCAUGCCUGCAACAAUAUCUACAGCAACUCACAAUAAAACACAAAAACGUGUAGAGUUUGGUAACGUCAACAAGUUACCCAUAUAUACAUUUGUUUUUAUUCGUCUUAACUAAAACUUUCUGGAAUUUGACGUAUAACUAAAGCACCCGAGCAAAUUAAAUUGUAACACAAGCAAGGGGCGAAUGAGGACUUAAAAUCUCAAGCAAGUGUUGGAAGAUUCCGCAACGGGAAAAUCUAAAUAAAUCGUUGGGUACCUUGUUUACCAAUAAAAACUGUGCACUGCCGGGAGUUUGCCCGAGUUGGGGGUGAGGAUGUCGGAGUUAAGCGAUGAAGCGAGUGAAUCGGAGCAGUUUGGUGUCAGCCUUUCCAUGUGGCUUGGGGACAUUAACGCUUUAGUACGACCAGAGGAAUUGGAUGUACCCCUUGACCUCCAUACGGCUUGCUCCAUUGGACAAUAUGAUGUAGUAGCUGAGUGUAUCAAAAAGGGGGAGGUGAACCUGGACGGCAAGAACAUUGGUGGCUGGACUCCUCUCAUGUAUGCUUCGUAUAUUGGGCAUGACAAUAUUGCUAAUCUCUUGCUGGAGGCUGGAGUGAAAGUCAAUGCCACCACUGACAAAGGCUUGACACCCCUUAUGCUGGCAGCGAGCUGUGGGAAUGAAAGCAUUGCGUACUUUCUAAUGCAGCAAGGUGCUGAGUUAGAGCUGAAAGACUGUCGAGGCUGGACAGCCCUUCUCCACUGCACCAGUACUGGCCACCAGCAGAUGGUUAAAUUUUUGCUGGACAACAAGGCCAAUAUCAAUGUGAAGGAGCCAGGGUCUGGCUUUACUCCUCUGAUGGAGGCUGCUGCAUCCGGACAUGAAAUCAUUGUGCAAUACCUCCUUGACCAUGGUGUCAAAGUAGACGAGCGGAAUGCCAAGGGAGAAACCGCCCGAGCCCUGGCUAUGAUGUAUGGCCACACAAAGAUCGCCAGUCUCAUUGACAUACGCUUUCCAAAGGCCAAACCAGGACACACUGAGGACCUGAGCUCUUCUGAGGACUCUGACGGCAGCACUCCCCCCAGACGUUUGGGUCGCAGCCGAAACAAAGGCCCCAGCAUUCACGACGGGCCCCAGGCCAUUGCCAAAUUCAGAGUAGGAGGCUCCAGUAAACACUCAGAGCCCGUGGCGGCGCCCCCUGGGUACAUUGCAUUCCGGGACGUCGGGGAGCAAAGUGAGGGCAUCUGUUUCCGUGACGUCACCUCGCCCAUCAACGAGCUGGACGGCCAGAGCAACAGCAGCAGAGACGAGAGCCCCUUCUUUGAUAAUGACAUGCCUACCAUGAGGAGCAGCAGUAGCAGCAGCGAGUAUCUCCCCCGUGUGGUCGGGCUCAGCCGAGAGGGCUCGUUGGAGAGUAACGAGGAUUCGGAUCAGGCUAAAAAGAGCUGCUCCCGCCGCACAAACAAGGGUCAUCAUGCUAAAGGCAAAGGUCGCCAUGGCGGCAGCAGUGAGACGGUGCAGCCUGGCGGCCUAGGGAACUGUGGGAUACGCUCACCUGUUGGUGGUCCGCCAGACUACGCAGGUCCCAAGGACCUUGCAGAGUUCCUGGAGCAAAUCGGCUUCUCGAAGUACCUCCCACUUCUGGAGGAACAAGACAUUGACCUAAGGAUAUUUCUCACCCUUACAGAGAAUGACCUAAAGGAAGUGGGAAUCACGCUAUUUGGACCCAAACGCAAGAUGACCUCGGCCAUUGCCCGGUGGCACAGUAGUGCCCGCCCACCCAGCGACGCUCUGGAACAGGCCUACGCAGACCAGCUGGAGGCAGAGAUGCAGGAGAUGGCUAUUCAGCUACAUAAGAGGUGUGAGGAGGCGGAAGCCCUGCAGGGUCAGGUGUCUCAGGAGAAGGAGCUGCGCACUGUGAUUGAGGGAUGCCUGAUGGAGGACAAGAUGGCCUGGAGGCGGGUGCACACGGAGCUGGUGGACAACCACCGGCUGGCUCAGGAGAUGCACGCCAAGCUGGAAAAGGCCCGCGCCUGCCGCGCUGAACUCCUGUCUCUUCUCGACGGCAACGGCAGUCCUUACCAUGGCUUUGGCAAACCAGAUACUGGUGGAAAGGGCUUGAAGUCCACCACUGUCUCAGACUUAAUGAAGCAGCUGGAUUCGUAUGAAGAGGAGCUAGGGGAGACCCUCCAGGCUUUACUCCAGAGCCUGAGAAGACUCAGUGUCCCAGAGAAGGUCACAGACAGCUGGGAACAGCCCUAGGCAGUGCUGGGUUUUCUGACAAUCCUGACGGAGGGUGAGCAAGCCACCCUGAACACACUUAAUGGACCGGGAGGGGGCCAGCUAACACUGAAGACAGUGGGUUAAGGACCAGUGCCACCCAGGCCCUCCCGUAAGGGGAAUGGUCCAGGGCUGGAUGCCUCUAGCCUGGGCUGGUCGAAGACAGGAGAGGCCAUUGGCAGCUACUGCAGAGACAAAUGGGCAGCUAUCCUUCGCAUGCCUGUGCUAUUGAUGGACUGUUUUAGACUGCAUAGUCGGGAGGGUGAUCAGCCAGAUCCCUAAAGCCAGGUUGUCUGGUUGGAAGCAGUUUGAAAGUAGAUCCACUGACCUAUCCUAAAUGGAGAACAUACAGUUGAAGUCGGAAGUUUACAUACACUUAGGUUGAAGUCAUAAAAACACUUUUUUUUUUAAACCACUCCACAGAUUUCAUGUUAACAAACUAUAGUUUUGGCAAGUCGGUUAGGAUAUCUUUCUGCACAAAGCAAGUACUUUUUGCUUAUAGACAGAAUUCACGUAAUUCACUUUAGACCAUUUCACACUGUAUAUCUUAGCUUAGCCUGUGUUCACCUUUUAACUCCGGGCUAAGGUUUAACCCUGGGUUAAGGAUUCACACUUGUAUUCCUAAGCCCUGGGCUAAUGGACAAACACUACACAAUACAAUUUUACAUUCUAUGAUGCGAAUAAUGUUACAGUAGCCUACAUCACUAACAUGCGAUAAGUGUCUAGAUCUACGUCCAAAGCAAGCUGAUAGCUACUUCGCUAAGAUUUAUCAGAUAUAAUGAAACGACAAAAGUUUGCAGAAAGGACCAAAAAGACGGGGCUGUUGGUAACGGUGCGUGUCAUGAGCGUAUGUAAAUUAAGUGAAAGGGCAGGUUUUGUGUUUGGACAAAAGUUUUAUGGUUUUGUUCUUGACUCUUUCACACUGGUUAUAUUGUGUUUCUGUGGGUAGCCUUGAAAAGUCGGUGCCAACCUGGCUGCAAAGCAGGGCCAGCUCACCCUAGGGUGGUGCUAGCCCACUUCAAAAUAUGCAAGUGUGAACAGUUUCUUAGGAGGCCCUUAGCCCAGGGCUUAGGUGCAGUGUUAACACAUCUUAUUUCACCAUUCCCGUGGGUCAGAAUUAUGUUAAAUUCAAGAACAUUUCAUGGCUUUAGAAGAUUCUGAUAAAUUAUAUGAAUUAGCCUGAGCCAGUUGGAGGUGUACUUGUGGAUGUAUUUCAAAGCCUACCUUCAAAGUCAGUGCCUCUUUGCUUGAUGUUAUUGGAAAGUCAAAAGAAAUCAGCCAAGACCUCAGAAAAAAAUGUAUACACCUCCAUAAGUCUAGUUCAUCCUUGGGAGCAUUUUCCAAAUGCCUGAAGUUAACAUGUUCAUCUGUACAAACAAUAGUAUACAAGUUUAAACACCAUGGGACCUCACAGUUGUCAUACCGUUCAGGGAGAUGUUUUCUGUCUCCUAGGGAUUCAUGUACUUUGGUGUGAAAGGUGCAACUCUUUCCCAGAACAACAGCAAAGGACCUUGUGAAGAUCAUGGGGGAAACCGGUACAGUAGUAUCUAUAUCUUAUUGGAGAAAUGUCCUCAAAAAUUUAACUGUUUGGACAUAAUGACCAUAGUUUGGAGGGAAAAGGGAGGUUUGCAAGCCUUAGACCAUCAUGCCAACUGUGAAGCACGGCUGUGGCAGCAUGUUGUGGGGGUGCUUUGCUGCAGGAGGGACUGGACUUCACAAAGUAGAUGGCACCAUGAGGAAGGAAACGUAUGUGGAAAUAUUGAAGCAACAUCUCAAGACAUCAGUCAGGAAGUUAAUGCUUGGUCGCAAAUGGGUCUUCUAAAUGGACAAUGACCCCAAGCAUACUUCCAAAGUUGUGGUAAAAUGGCUUAAGGACAACAAAGUCAAGGUAUGGCCAUCACAAAGCCCUGACCUCAAUCCUAUAGAAGAUUUGUGGGCAUAACUGAAAAAGCAUGCGUGAGCAAGGAGGCCUACAAACCUGACUUUUACACCAGCUCAGUCAGGAGGAAUGGGCCAACUUAUUAAUCCAACAUAUUGUGGGAAGCUUGUGGAAGGCUACCUGAAAAGUUUGACCUAAGUUGAAAAUGUUUAAGGCACUGCUACCAAAUACUAAUUGACUGUAAACUUCUGACCCACUGGAAAAUGUGAUGAAAGAAAUAAAAUAUGAAAUCAAUCACUCUCUACGACAUCUUACAUUCUUAAAGUGGUGAUCCUAAGACAGGGAAUUUUUACUAGGAUUGAAGGACAGGAAUGGUGAACAACUGAAUUUAAAUGUAUUUGGCUAAGGUGUAUGUACUUCCGACUGUAGUGACAUAGCUUUUUACUAACCCUUUCUUUGUUAUGAAGGGAACAUAAAUUAAUAGAUUUUUAUUUUGGUUAUUCCUUUCCAAUCAGUUGUGCUUUUCAAAUAAAUAUUAAAUGUAAUGUUAAUUGUUAGUACGUUUCAUCCUGUCGAAGUCUGCAACAGAAUAUCACCAUGGAUGGAAACAAUGGCCUCCAUUGUUCACCUUGCCUAUGUUACUAAUCUUCUGUAAUGGUUACAAGUAUGUUGUUUUUCUGGGAUUAUUUAUACUCUGGGAAUGUACCACACUUAACAUUUUGCAAUCAAUAUUCACAUCUUUAACUAUGACCUAAGUGAACUGAAUGUGUUAAGCUCAUUAGUGAACAUCUUCAAUGAAGUGCAUUAGGUUUUAAUGUUUGAGGAUAUUGUUUCUCCAACAAUUGUAAUUUCUGAAAGGUUUUGGUAUGGUUUAAUUGAAAAAGGUAAUUGAUUAGGGUUAUUCACAAGUUUUAGGAUGCAGAAAGGGGUACUGUCCAAGAAUAAACUGAUGAAUAUGGAUGAAUGUGUGGAAAAACAGAUCUCAUGAAUAAAGUCCACAUUACCAUCA
Messenger RNA from Esox lucius (northern pike), 5205 nucleotides. It is a transcript of the gene anks3, whose product is annotated as ankyrin repeat and sterile alpha motif domain containing 3. Lineage: Eukaryota; Metazoa; Chordata; Actinopteri; Esociformes; Esocidae. Gene Ontology annotation, molecular function: protein binding. Bases 374 to 2299 code for a protein of 641 amino acids. Gene Ontology annotation, cellular component: cilium. The record is from RefSeq and is a predicted model, not a curated record. The transcript is spliced from 16 exons.